AUGAGCACCAGCCACGCUGACCAGGGUGCCCGGCCACCCCGGAGUCCCUGCCCGCAGCCCCUGUCCCGGAGCUCUUCCAACCUGUUGGAAGGCCAGGGGCAGAGACCAGAGCUCCGCAAGAGCGCCAGCAGCACUGUAUGGCAGGCCCAGCCAGGCGAGGCCAGCGCCAGUCCGCAGGUCCCGGAGGAAGAGGAGCACCAUGCUGAGAGCACGGAGCAGACGCAGGCCUCCAGCCCCCGGCCCCAGCCCCGUGCUGUGGGCCACUGGCGGAGCAGCACUGUGGGCAAUGUGUCUACAGUGGGUGGUGGUGACCUGGGUCGCCUGAGGGCCCCCGGUGCCGCUGCCAUGCAGAGGAGCCACUCGGACCUGGUGCGCAGUACCCAGACCCGGGGCCACAGUGGUGCCCAUAAAGCCAGCCUCAGCUGCUCGGCCCUUGGCAGCUCACCGGUCCACAGGGCUCAGCUGCAGCCCAGUAGUACUUCUGGCCAGGGAGGCCGGGCCCCUGCAGGCCUAGAGAGGGACCUGGCUCCAGAGGAAGGGACUUCGAACUCAGCCUGGACACUGGGAGACAGUCAGGUGUGGGUGGCGCCACUAGACCUGGGAGGGACAACCACCCACAGCAGCAGCCCCCAGGCUGGGCCCAAAGCCACCGGGCAGCCAGCCACAACCUCCUGCCAUGCCCUGUCCCCAGCAACUCUCCUCUGCAAUAUGAGAGAGGUGGGGACCGGUGGCUGCUGUCAUGCCCUGCCAGCCCCGGGGAUCCUGGCCUUUCCCAAACUAGUGGCAUCGGUAAGUGAGUCUGGGCUGCAGGCUCAGCAUGGGGUGAGGUUCCAGUGCAGGUUGCCUGGGGGGCUCCCUGGGCAUUCCCACUGCUGUGCCCACCCUUGGGGUCCCACCGGGUUAGUCACGGAGCCUGGUACCAGGACCAAGGAUGUAUGGACCAUGACCUCAGCCAGUGACUUGGCCCCUGUGUUGGCAUCCUCUCUGUCAGCCCAAGAUGCUGGUGUACAGGCAGCCCCCAUGGCGGUUUGCAAGGCUGUGGCCACCAGCCCACCCCUGGAAGCCCCCGUGGCCCUGCACACAUUCCCGGAGGUAACUCUGGGGUCCGGCCUGGAGGAGGCACCAUCCCCUGUGCGGGAUGUGCGAUGGGAUGCCGAGGGCAUGACCUGGGAGGUGUAUGGAGCUGCAGUGGACCCUGAGGUACUUGGCGUGGCCAUCCAGAAGCAUCUGGAGAUGCAGUUUGAGCAGCUGCAGCGGGCACCCACCAGCGAGGACAGCCUGUCUGCGGAAGGCCGGAGGGGGCCUCUGCGUGCUGUCAUGCAGUCCUUGAGGCGCCCCAGCUGCUGCGGCUGCUCCAGUGCAGCUCCCGAGUGAGGAGCUGUGGCCCUCAGAGCUAUCCUGGGCCUGUGGACUCAGCCCCAGGCCAGGGACAGUGGGGGCCCUGGGCUCCUUGGACCUCCUGGCAGCCGUGGAUGUGUCUCUGCUGUUGGCUGACCGCAGGGCACAGGACUGCAGCCUGGGGACUUCCUGCUCCUUGCAGCUGGGCUGGUUUUUAAGGGCUUCAUUCCUGAGAGCCACAUCCCUGCACAUCCAGGCUCUGAACUUUGGGACAGACUUUCAGCACUGUGCAUAAGGGAGAUCCUGAUUUUUCUGUAAAAAUUCUCGACGUUCUGUUUAGUGUCUCCUCAGAACUCUGCCAUGAUUUCCCCUGGGACUCUUGGUGGCUGUAUUUUAAAGCAGGGCUCAGAUACAGCCAAUUCCUGACGUGAAAGUUGGGGCCCCACGUGACACAGGGACUGGCUGGGUCUUUGGGGAUGGCCACCGACACUGUUUAAGACCUCCUAUGUGCCGCACACUGUGCUUGUCACCUUCCCUUGUUGAGUCUUUGCCUCUUUGCCCGAUUUAUGGGUGAAACCACAGGCAUUUGGCAAGGCCGUGGCUGACAUGCCCAUUGGACUGCUGGAGGUGGUGGGCCGAGCUUCAGAGCCAGGGCUGGCUGAAGCCUGGGCUGCUUUCCCGCAGCACACUGGUGGUCAGUGCAGUGUAGUCAUGAACCAGAAGGAUUUAUUGAGUCUGUAUCCUGUGCUAAGUUCUGUGGAAUCCUUGGGGAAUGAGAUGGGCUGUCUGCACCCUCACUGAGCUGACAGGGUUGGGGAGGCGGGGUCUACAUCCGUACCAGGGCACCGGGCAACCCAGAAGGGCCCGGGGCUGCUGCUAAGAGCCAGCCCUCCUUGUUGGUCAUUGGGUCAGGGGCUGGCCUCAGGAAUGGGAGAAAAGGUGGCCACUUGUCCCCAAAUACGUUGCAGUGCCUGAAACGACACCAUUAUCACCUCAUUCCUUUGGCUUAAGGACUUAUUCCUGGCCAGUGUGGUUCUUGGAAGGAGAGAAGGCAGAAAUGGAUAG
Messenger RNA from Panthera uncia (snow leopard), 2403 nucleotides. RefSeq names its product G protein regulated inducer of neurite outgrowth 2 (gene GPRIN2). NCBI's taxonomy places the organism in Eukaryota, Metazoa, Chordata, Mammalia, Carnivora, Felidae. Gene Ontology annotation, biological process: neuron projection development. The transcript has a single exon. Gene Ontology annotation, cellular component: plasma membrane. The record is from RefSeq and is a predicted model, not a curated record. Bases 1 to 1374 code for a protein of 457 amino acids.